AGUAGGCCAACAUUUGCGCAUUCUCAACAGCCUGACCAAGUCGGCGUCCCACCACCUCCCCCGCGCCCCAUCGAGUUCGACACAAACCCCGACGUCAUCGCCCUCCGCUCCGCAAUCACCGUCCUCCAGAUCCAAAAGAACCGCGCGACGGCAGACAUACAGACGCUCAGCCAGAUCAAGAACGCCGCCAUCGAGCACCCCGACGACUUCGUGCGCGACCUCGUCCAGGGCAGAAUCGGCCAGGGAGCGCAAGCGCAAUCAUCUGGUGGUAAUGAGCCGGCGUGGAUCGCGCAUCCCAUUCCCAAAGCCCAGGACGUCGUCCGCUGUCCGCCCAUCAACUGGUCGCAGUACGCAGUCGUCGGGGAGUCCCUCGAUAAGCUCCACAACGAACAGGUGAGCCGGCCUACGCAGGGCACGCCGGCUACGCUUGGCGCGGGGGGCAUGUAUCAGUUCAAGGGUGGAGAUGGGAAGCAGGAGGAGUAUCCUGGCGUGGCGGCUCCGUAUGCGCCUUUGAAGGAUAAGAUUGAAAAGAAG
This is a messenger RNA of Trichoderma citrinoviride, 534 nucleotides long. RefSeq lists its product as hypothetical. The record is from RefSeq and is a predicted model, not a curated record. NCBI's taxonomy places the organism in Eukaryota, Fungi, Ascomycota, Sordariomycetes, Hypocreales, Hypocreaceae. The annotation marks the transcript as partial. The transcript is spliced from 2 exons.